AUGACCCCGUCUGCCUGUCUUACUCGCUGUGUUUCAGUGGUUGCAGAGCUGUCUCUACCUCAGAACCUGACUCUGCUCACCCUGAACACACAGUACAUACUGGCAUGGGACUGGGACCAGACGACCACAGGCAACGCUGUUACCUUCACUGCAGAGUACAUAGCGUAAGUCACCAGAUGCACUCACAAAACCCCCUCCACCUCUCCUACAUGUCACAUACUAUACCGUAUUUCACCCCCACCCUCCACCCCUCCUACAUGUCACAUACUAUACCGUAUUUCACCCCCACCCUCCACCCCUCCUACAUGUCACAUACUAUACCGUAUUUCACCCCUCCUACAUAUCACAUACUAUACCGGAUUUCACCCCUCCUACAUGUCACAUACUAUACCGGAUUUCACCCCCCCUCCCCCCCCCCCCCCCACCCUCCACCCCUCCUACAUAUCACAUACUAUACUGGAUUUCACCCCACCCUCCACCCCUCCUACAUAUCACAUACUAUACGGUAUUUCACCCCCUCCUACAUAUCACAUACUAUACCGGAUUUCACCCCCCCCACCCUCCACCCCUCCUUCAUGUCACAUACUAUACCGUAUUUCAAGACUGCCUCAUCACUGACCCGCUCACUCUCUCCCCAACAGGGUUUUCGAGAUGAAGAUGAAGAAGGACUGGAGCCGUGUGUGUGACGGGACCACACACACCCGCUGUGACCUCACAGGUUCUGAUCUGCUUUAUCUGGGCAGGUACAUGCUCAGAGUCCGAGCCAGCGCAGGCGGUCUCCACUCACACUGGGUCUACAAAGACUUCUGCCCUCAUAUAGACGGUGAGAGAGGAAUGGGAGAAGGCAGACCGACUUGGGCACAGAUGAAAAAUAAACUAAAUGAGAGAAGAUAUCAGGAAAAUAGACACAGUUUCAAACAGUCACAUAUUUAGACACCAACCCACACACAGCCAGACACCAACCCACACACAGCCAGACACCAACCCACACACAGCCAGACACCAACCCACACACAGCCAGACACCAACCCACACACAGCCAGACACCAACCCACACACAGCCAGACACCAACCCACACACACACACCCAGCCAGACACCAACCCACACACAGCCCAGCCAGACACCAACGUGUGUUGAUUGAGCUUUCAGAAGUUGUGAAGGCACUCAAAUCUAUUGAAAUUAAGAAAGCGUCUGGCCCGGAUGAAUUGAACCCUUAUUUUCUAAAAAUUGGUGCAGAGAUCAUUGCUGCCCCUCUCACUCAUAUAUUACAUAUUUAAUUGGUGAGUAAUACCAUUCCAAAAGUCUGGAAAGCAGCCUACGUCACGCCUUUACAUAAGAGUGGAGAUCCGUCCCAGUUGGAUAACUAUCGUCCAUAUCUAAACUGUCUGCACUGGCAAAAGUUUUGGAAAACCUGGUAAACUCACAGUUGAAAGACUUUAUAAUAACUCAGUUGUAUCUCAAUUCCAGUCAGGUUUUAGAACCAAUCAUAGUACAAUUACUGCAGUAAGGUUGUAGGUGAUAUUCUAGAUGCUCAGGACAAGACAAAUCACUGUUUCACUUUCUAUUGCCUUCGACACUGUUGACCAUGCCCUGCUGUUGUAUAGUCUAAAAAACCUUGGUUUAAGUGUUGAUGCAUUGGAUUGGUUCCAAAACUACUGUUCUGACAGAACAGUGUGUAGCACAGGAGGGUAUGAAAUCUGAGUUUCGAAGUCUUACAAAAGGAGUUCCCCAGGGCUCAAUUUUAGGUCUGAUCCUUUUUACACUGUAUAUAAAUGAUAUAGGGAAGACGGUUGACUCUGCAAAUCUCCAUCUGUAUUCGGAUGACACAAUUAUUCAGAGGCAGCUUUUUCGAAUUGAAACUUGUGCUUAAUGCAAGGAAAACAAAAUGUAUGGUUUUCUCUUCUCUGAAAGUAACCAGAUGGAGUCACUUGCAGAUUUGAACUAUAAAAGACCAGCAAGUCGACAGGGUCAGGCUCACCUCCUAUAAGCAUUUGGGGAUUUGGUUAGAUUCAAAGAUUUAAACAGCACAUUGAAAACCUGACCAAGAAACUGAAGUUGAAAUGUGGUUUAUAUUUUAGGAACAAAUCUUGCUUUUCAAUGUCAGUCAGAAAGGAUCUUGUUCAAAGCACUUUGGUAUUGGUGCUGGGUUAUGGUUAUAUUGUCUAUAUGCAGGCCUCAGCAAGUACCUUAACUCUGGACACGGUGCAUCAUGGGGCUUUAAGGUUUAUUACAAAUGCUACAUCACUUGCUAUGGUGCAAUGGACCAGGAGGCUAAAGCACUGGGACACUUUUGUGUACAAAGCAUUGAUAUGACAACCAGUGGUGUAAAAUACUUAAGUACUACUUAGGUAGUAUUUUUUGGUAUCUGUACUUUACUAUUUCUAUUUUUGCCUACUUUGAACGUCAUUCCUAAUGAAAAUAAUGUUAUUUUUACUCCAGAAAGUACUUGUUACAUUUACUCCAGAAAGUACUUGUUACAUUUUGACAGGAAAAUGGUCCAAUUCACACACUUAUCAAGAGAACAUCCCUGGUCAUCUCUACUGCCUCUGAUCUGGCGGACUCACUAAACAUAAAGGCUUGGUUUGUAAAUUAUGCCUGAGUGUUGGAGUGUGCCCCAGGCUAUCCGUCAAUAAAAAUACAAUUGUGCCGUCUGGUUUGCUUAAUAUAAGGAAUUUGAAAUGGUUUAUACUUUUUGAUACUUAAGUACAUUUGAGCAAUUCCACUUACUUUUGAUACUUAAGUAUAUUUGAAACCAAAUACUUUUACUCAAGUAGUAUUUUACUGGCUGACUUUUACUUUAGUCGUUUUCUAUUAAGGUAUCUUUUACUUUUACUCAAGUAUGACAAUUGGGUACUUUUUCCACCACUGAGGACAACUCUCUUUGUAUCUCUGUUCCUUAUUGACCAGAUCAGUCACUCAAUACAGUCUUUGUUCACAGUCGCUGCUGUCCUUGUCUGUUCCUAAGGCUAGAACUGAGAUGGGGAAACAGUAUUUUUCCCAUAAUGCCCCUUCAUCCUGGAAUAUGCUUCAAAAGAUAUUAAAGUUAGGGGAGUUGCCUGUAUUUAAGACUCUGAGCGACGACACUGUUUGUGACAGCUGCAGUUGUUUCUAAUCUUCAAAUGUAUCUGGAACUUGUGACACUUUUGUCUUUUGUGUGUAUUUAGUAUUUUUCUGUAAUAUUUUAUGUACACCCUGCUAUUUCCCUGUUUUGCCUUCUUGCCAGGUCGCCCUCGCAAAAUAGGUUUUUAACCUCAAUGGGUCGUACCUGGUUAAAUAAAGGUUAAAUAAAAUAAAAAACCAACACACACACACACACACACACACACACACACACACACACACAACCAGCACAGAUAGACAAACAGUUAAUCUGUCCUUCACCAAGAAUCAUUCCCUGUACUCCUGAGUUGGCUGUAUUGCAACUGCUCGUCCAUAUAUUUAUAUAUUCUUAAUUCUAUUCCUUUACUUAGAUUUGGGUAUAGGUUGUGAAAUUGUUAGAUAUUACUGCACUGUCGGAGCUAGAAACACAAGCAUUUCGCUACACCCGCAAUAACAUCUGCUAAAUACGUGUAUGUGACCAAAAACAUUUGAUUUGAACUAUUGAUGAUUAGUGAGUUUAUUUUGGUCUUAUCUGUUCUUCCCCGUCUAGCUUCGUUGGGCCCACCAUCCAGGGUGGAGCUGGCUCCUGUGGGGAACCAGCUGGAAGUGAACAUCUGUGGCCCCCUGACCAGCACCCAGGGCUCCAUGAAGGCUCCUGUGGGGAACCAGCUGGACGUGAACAUCUCUGACCCCCUGACCAGCACCCAGGGCUCCAUGGAGGAUCAUAUCCCCUCCCUGUAUUACCACAUCCUGUACUGGAGCCGCUCUGAUGACCCUCAGGUACUGGCUCAGCCUUCUGCCUUUUUCUAUGGCCCCUAAAGACACCUGGGCCUCCCCUCAGUAACCCUGUGACUGCUAUAACCUGGGCCUCCCCUCAGUAACCCUGUGACUGCUAUAACCUGGGCCUCCCCUCAGUAACCCUGUGACUGCUAUAACCUGGGCCUCCCCUCAGUAACCCUGUGACUGCUAUAACCUGGGCCUCCCCUCAGUAACCCUGUGACUGCUAUAACUAAAGACACCAAGACCUCCCCUCAGUAACCCUGUGACUGCUAUAACCUGGGCCUCCCCUCAGUAACCCUGUGACUGCUAUAACCUGGGCCUCCCCUCAGUAACCCUGUGACUGCUAUAACCUGGGCCUCCCCUCAGUAACCCUGUGACUGCUAUAACCUGGGCCUCCCCUCAGUAACCCUGUGACUGCUAUAACCUGGGCCUCCCCUCAGUAACCCUGUGACUGCUAUAACCUGGGCCUCCCCUCAGUAACCCUGUGACUGCUAUAACCUGGGCCUCCCCUCAGUAACCCUGUGACUGCUAUAACCUGGGCCUCCCCUCAGUAACCCAGAAGCUCCAACAACAUGGUGUAACACUCUAAACCACCAACUUAAAGAUAGAACACACCUGUGUUCCUAAUGUGGUUUUCUAUACAGGAAACUGGUUGGUGGGUUGUAUUCUGAAAGGUUUUAAAGUGUUCCAAAUCAGGCCAGGGCAUUCAGAUGGAAUGCAAAUGUUCUCUGGAACUUCUCCAGGUGAAACAAUCUCAAUAGCCAUGCUGCUGUGUCCCUGUGUUACACCAGACCAGAUAGAUAUGAUUUCUCUGUAAUCCACAGGUAUCCCCAACCGUUCCACUUUUGUGACGUAUUCAGUACUACCACAGAUGAUUCAACUUAUAAAGGGCUUGAUGAUUAGUUCACCAAUGGAAUCCGAUGUGCUAGUACUGGAAUAGGUGAAAUGAGUGGAACGGCAGGGGGUAGUCCAAGACAGGGCAGUGUAUCCCAAACCGCUCUGAUUAUAACAUGUUGUUAUUGUAUGAUCAGGGUCUGAAUCCUAAAGUGGAGGUCUCUAGCGAAAACCUGGUGACUCUGCCUGAGCUGGAGGCCUGGACGUGGUACUGUGUCAUGGUCCAGUCUCGCUAUGACUACUACAACAAGACUAGUGGCUACACGGCACCACAGUGCAUGCAGACGGAGGGUAGGAAUGAACACUUCACACUAAACACUUGGAGAUGUGCUUGAUGUGUGUGUAACCUACCUGUAUCAGUGUGAGUAAGUAUAAUGUGUGUGUAGAGAUGCCAGAGAGAGAGUGUUUGUGUUUUACAGGAGUAUUUACACAAUAAGGACACUGUAAAGUGUGACUGUGUGUCCUCGUCCUCAGGUGACACCCCGUACUGGCAGAUCUUCCUGUACUUCCUGGUCUCCAUGGUGGUGUGUUUCCUGUUCGUGUUGCUUCCCUCCUACGCUGCCUUCAGGUUCUACAGAGUCCUCAAAUACGCCUUCUACCCCUCCAUCCAGCUGCCUGCACACAUCCAGGAGGUAGGCUUCAUAGCCGCUUGCACAACAGUAAUAUCCGGUGUACCAUCCAUCCUCUCUGUUGGUGGGUGUGUGUCCUAAGGGUGGUUGGGAUUAAGCAAUAGACAAUUAAGUUACCUUCUUUCUCUCUCACCACCUCUCCCCCCCACCUUCUCUUCCCCUCCCCCAGUACCUCUGUGACUCCUCUCCCGGCUCCGACAUUCCCCGCCUCCUCACUGCUAAGGCAGAGCUGUGCUGUGAUAAGCUGACCAUCUGUCCUGAGGUGGUGCAGCUGUAGAUACACGUCCCUCCUCCCCUAACAGCGCCCCCCUCAGAGCUGGAGCAGGACAGCGGCAGGCACAGCCGCCAGGGCAGCGGAGACUCUGGGGUCUACUCCACAGAGGGAGGCUCCGCCCAGCAGGGUCGUAGUGGUGGGGAGUCAAUCAGGAGAGACCAGGAAGUGGACUCCUGGCAGACACUGGAGCAGGUCAAGAUGGAGGAGAUUGGGAGAGAGUCGACUGACGAAAGAGUUCUGGACGAGGGGGUUGUGGAUGUGGGCGUCUGA
Coregonus sp. 'balchen' is the source of this 5948-nucleotide messenger RNA. The record is from the annotation of a GenBank genome assembly. Lineage: Eukaryota; Metazoa; Chordata; Actinopteri; Salmoniformes; Salmonidae.